Beauveria bassiana ARSEF 2860 is the source of this 912-nucleotide messenger RNA. RefSeq names its product cyclin domain-containing protein. NCBI's taxonomy places the organism in Eukaryota, Fungi, Ascomycota, Sordariomycetes, Hypocreales, Cordycipitaceae. The transcript has 2 exons. Bases 1 to 912 code for a protein of 303 amino acids. Gene Ontology annotation, cellular component: nucleus. Gene Ontology annotation, biological process: regulation of transcription by RNA polymerase II. The record is from RefSeq and is a predicted model, not a curated record. Gene Ontology annotation, molecular function: cyclin-dependent protein serine/threonine kinase regulator activity.
AUGGCGCAUCUGACAAAUCCCCUCGCGACGGCAGAACAGCUCUACCGCCGCUCUACCUUUUCGCCUCUUCCGCAGGACCUCCAGGAAGCCGUCUUUUUCGUGACACAAUGCCUCACGCAAGCAGCUGGCCUGCUACUGGAGCUUCCACAGUCUAUUACAGCACAGGCCAAUGUGAUACUGGCGCGUUUCUGGCUGGUAGACUCCCCAAUGGCACACGAGUUUAGCCACGUCUCGGCCGCCUCUUUAUAUCUCGUUGCAAAGACGGGAUCGCUCCCUCGCUCGCCUCGCGAUGUAUCGACCGUCUACGCGUAUCUGCUGUCGCCAAACUCGACCUUCCUCAAAACGCCCAGCCCUGCGACAGCGACCAACGAUCCUGCCUCCUACUACCAGACCGAGGACCAAUAUUACAAGUUUCAGAAAGCCAUGCUCGAGCUGGAGGCUCGCAUAUUGUAUUCUCUCUCAUUCAACGUGCACGUCGCGCUGCCCCAUGGCCUCGCGGUGACAUACCUCCAGACUCUCGAUUUCCUCUCGCAUUCGCGACACGAAAUCUCUCUCAGAGCAUCGCAGUACCUCAAUACCGCGCUGCUGAGUCCUCAAUUACUAUACCUCACACAUCAACCGCACGCUCUUGCUACGGCAGCGAUAUACAAUGCGGCGCGUGACUUGGGGGCCUCGAUGCCAGAGUGCGCCUGGUGGGAGGUUUUUGACGUGGAGCGCGAGGAGCUGGGCUUUCUCGUAGUCGGAAUGCGCAGUCUGGAAGGCUGGAUCAAGACUCGAAGAAAAGAACUGCCCUCGAUACUGGGACAAGGCAUGCCUCGCAGGAAAGACGUGGAGGCAGAGAUGAAACAGAGAGGGGACGAUGCAGAUGACACGGAAGAACAGGUCAUGAGAACGUUGGACGAUAAGCAAUGA